This is a messenger RNA of Triticum turgidum subsp. durum (durum wheat), 456 nucleotides long. The record is from the annotation of a GenBank genome assembly. Lineage: Eukaryota; Viridiplantae; Streptophyta; Magnoliopsida; Poales; Poaceae.
AUGGCGGCAGAUACAGGCGAUGGUGGUUCGAGGGGAGGCGGGCGAGCGGGAGGCUCGCAGGGCCUUGGGUGCUCGAGGAGAGGCCGAGGGCGGCUGGAACCGACUAGAGGCGACGCCCUACGGCGCGGGGACGAGGUGGCGUUGGGGGCGCUGCUGCAGACAUGGAUGGAUAGGAGAUGGGAAGAUCUGGCCGGCUGGCGCUCCAGCGGGCGAGGCGGCGGCACAAGGCAGGAGGCGGCUCGGUCUACGGCUACUCGGAUGCUCGGCGUGGGCGGAGCCGGCUCGAGGAAGAGGAGCCUGGCAUGGCUCCCGCUUGAGGUGGCAUUCCUAGAGGAGCUCGGCGGCGGCUCCAAAGGAAGAAAAGAAGUGGAGUUGGAUAAAAAGGAAAUUGAAGAACGGUGCAAAUGUGUUAUGGGUGAAUCCAAGCCAAUGGAAUGGUUUAAUAUAGCUCCCUAA